Lagenorhynchus albirostris (white-beaked dolphin) is the source of this 1499-nucleotide messenger RNA. RefSeq names its product mitochondrial ribosomal protein S28 (gene MRPS28). Bases 83 to 649 code for a protein of 188 amino acids. The transcript is spliced from 4 exons. The record is from RefSeq and is a predicted model, not a curated record. NCBI's taxonomy places the organism in Eukaryota, Metazoa, Chordata, Mammalia, Artiodactyla, Delphinidae. Gene Ontology annotation, cellular component: mitochondrial small ribosomal subunit.
CAAGUGGGCGGACCUCUCAUUGCCCCGCCCCGUGACCUGCACGUUCGCGGAAAAGCCAAAGGUCAGAGGUUGUGGAGCCGUCAUGGCGGCGCUGUGCCGGACCCGUGCCGUGGCUGCCGACAGGCAUUUUCUGCGAGUGCUUCUCUUCUUUCGGCCCUGUCGAGACGCAGGCACUGAAAGUGGCUCCGGAAGCGAGAGUUCUGAUUCCACGGAGCCUAGGCCGCGCCUAGGCGGCUUCGCGAGCUCUUUGAAGCGGCACUCAGAGCUGCAGCGGAAGGCGGAGCUCGGGCGGAUGAGAAUUCCACCCUGGGCCACCACAUCUGCGCCAUCCCCCACCAAGCACAGAUGCCUGCUUUUCCCUGGCUCCUCUUCAAGAAGGAAAGGAAGGAAAAGGAAGUUGAAGAGCGUCCCAGGCUUUUUAAAGCAAAAUUCCAUUUCAGUAUUUUUAUUAUUGCUACAAAACGGCUCUCCAAAAGAUGUGGAAUCCUUCGCGUCUAUGCUGAGACAUUCUCCUCUUACACAGAUGGGACCUGCCAAGGAUAAACUAGUCAUUGGACGAAUCUUUCAUAUUGUGGAGAAUGAUCUUUAUAUAGAUUUUGGUGGCAAGUUUCCUUGUGUAUGUAAAAGACCGGAAGUGGAUGGAGAAUGAAUGAAAUGAUUACUGCAAAUGGCUUGUGUGAGAAAUAAGAUCAUCAUCAUCAUGAUCAUGAACAGCUGACAUUACCUUUUCUACGUGUCAAACAGAAAACGAUACCUUACUUACAUAUCUUACUAUCUACUUACUAUCUACUUUACAGAGGAAGAAAAGUGAGCCCCAGAGAAUUAAGUGACUUUUCAAAUCAUUUAGACUUGUGUCAGUUAAACUUAGCAGAAAACUUGAAGACGUGUGGAUUAAACAUAUAGAGACUUAUUUUUCUUGCAUAAGAAUCCUGGCUGCUGGAGCUUCCGGGGUUGCUUCAGCAGCCUGACAGCAUUAGGACCGCCUUCUUGCGUCACAGGUGCAAUAAGGCUGCUGAUUCUCCUGGGCUACAUGUCUGUGUUCAAGAGAGGAAGAGAGUAGGGCAGGGUACAGUCAGCUUCUCUGUCCCUUUUAUCAGGAAAACAAAAGCUUUUUUAGAAAUCUCUUCCAGACUUCAGCCUACCUUUCCUUGAUCAGACCUGUAUAAGAUGGCUCUGCCCUAACUGCAGAGAAAGCUCUGAAAACCAGCGUUUAAUCUUUUCAUUGUGGAGGCUGCAGAGGAGGAGUAAUUCCCCUUCCGUUAACCUAGCCAGAGGGCCUUGCUGCUUUGCCUAAGAUCCAAUAACUCUUCAGUGGCAGAGCUGAGAUUCUAACCCAGGUGUAUCUUGCUCCAAAGCCUAUUUCUCCAACUCUGCCUCUCAAAGAAUCAAGACCCCAUCACAAACAUUUUGAAUAACCAUUUUCCAACUUCCGUAUGCAGGCACAGUUUUUCUUCUUGAAAUUUUGUAUUUUUCAGAAUAAAAAUUUAUUUACCUUGUUA